UCAACGGCCCACCAAAGGAGACUGGGGGAGCUCCAUCAUCAUCUUGGAUUUAUUACAUUUUCAAGGAUACUUGAGCGCAAAAAAGACCAUUUUAAGUAGAUUUUUUUUACUGAUUUUGGACUGGGGUAAAACAUUUGGAAACUUAAAUGGCCGAGUGAUCGUCUCAUGACUGAAMAGACCUUUACCUGAGAGGCUGAAGACUCAAGUCAAGGGGCAAAAAAAUGGAUCAAAACAUGUUUGGAGGAGCCCCCCGGUUUCUCACCCGCCCUAAGGCGUUCUCAGUGUGUGCAGGCAAGGAUGCCACCCUCAGCUGCACAGUUGUGGGGAACCCCACCCCACUUAUCACCUGGGAAAAGGAUAAGCUAAAGCUGGCAUCUGGAGGGCGUUUUAAAACUGUGGAGGAUGGAGAUGUGUACCGCCUGACCAUCUACGACUUAACGCUGGAGGACAGUGGUCAGUACAUGUGCCGAGCUAAAAACAACRUUGGCGAAGCCUACGCUGCCGUGACCCUUAAAGUGGCCCUGCCAACCGAGCUGUGUCAGAGGGCCCCUGUGUUCAUGGUGAAACCUACGUCCACUCGUGUAGGUUUGGGGGGCGAUGUUGUUUUCCAGUGCAGGGUUGCAGCUCACCCCGAGGCCAACUUUGAGUGGGAGAAGGAUGGACGCUACCUGGGGGAGACUAACCGCAUCAAGAUUGUUUCUGACACUGACAGCAGCACCUUAAAGAUCCAAAGUGUGCGCAACCUGGACGCCGGCACCUACAGCUGCAGGGCCCAGAACUCUGUAGGCCGUGCCCAAGCUGCAGCAGCUCUCGUCGUGGACGCUCAGGAUGCUCGCCGGACGGCUGCAGACAAGAGCACCUCUCUCCUCUCUCACAUGCAAAAACGCAAAGAGGAAAUGAAGAAGGAURUUUCUAUCUAUCGCACCGAGGAAAGCAGGUCCUCCACAGCCAACAAGACUGAUGCCUUGAGUUCUCUGAGUCUGGAACACGAGCUGAGGGCGUCAGCGCUGGCUAAGCUCCCUAAAGGUGUUUUUACCCGAACCUGCACAGUGACUGAGGGCAAACACGCCAAACUGAGCUGUUUUGUGACCGGUCACCCCAAACCACACAUUAUCUGGAGGAAAGAUGGGACAAACAUCAGUGAGGGCCGCAGGCACGUCAUUUAUGAAGACCACGCUGAGAACUUCAUCCUCAAGAUCUUGUACUGCAAGCAGACCGACAAUGGUCUUUACACCUGCAACGCAACCAACAUGGCUGGGCAGACCUACAGCGCUGUGUUGGUGACAGUCAAAGAGCCUAAAUUGCCUUUCAAGAAGAAGCUGCAGGAUGUGGAGGUCCAAGAGAAAACCUCAGCCUUGCUCCUGUGCGAGGUGCCUUACGUCGCCACACAGGCCAGCUGGUUCAUGGAGGAAACACGUCUGGAGCAGAACAGCAAAUAUCGCAUGGAGGAGGACGGCACCCUGCGGAGUCUGACCAUACACAACGUCACCACUAAUGACGAUGGCGUUUACAUCUGCGAGAUGAAAGAAGGCAGCCGCACUGUGGCUGAGCUCACAGUCCUUGGCAAUAUCACCAAGAAGCUUCCUCGGAGGACAGURGUUCCUGUCAGCGACACUGUCAUCUUCUGUGUCGAGCUGGAGCAUCCUUGCUCAGAUGCCUACUGGACCCGCAACGGCGAGAAGCUGAAGGAAGAUUCUCGUAUUUCCAUCGCCUGCGUGAUCAGACAGUACACGCUCACCAUUAAAAACUGCCAGGCAGACGACUCAGGAGAAGUGGCCUUUGUGGCCGGCGACUGCAAGACUUCCACAAGAUUCACUGUCACUGCUGCUCGAAAGCAUCCGCCCGAUCCCCCCGUCGAUGCUGUGGUGAAGAACAAGACAGACUCGUCCAUCACCAUUCAGUGGUCCCCUCCUGACAGUGACCGUCCUGUGCCCAUCAAAGGCUACAUUGUGGAGAGGAGGAAAGUUGGUGCUACGACGUGGCAGAGGUGCAAUGCUGGAGAAUCUCUUACUUCAACAGAAAUCACCGUUUGUAGCUUUGCUGAGGAAGCUAGCUACCAGUUCCGAAUCUCUGCCAUGAAYGACUUCGGCCAGAGUCCCUAUCUGGAUGUACCUGGAAGCUUUUAUCUUGAACCCACUGCAGAAAUCAAGAAAGGCCUAAUGAACAGCAYUGCAAUAACCGGGGAGGAAUUCUCGAUCUCCUUAGAGCUGUCUGCUGUGUGCUCAGGCUUCUGGUCCCUCAAUGGGCGCCUCUUACGUAGUGGCGCUGACUACCUCAUCACCAGGUCAAAGACCACACACACACUGCUCAUCCGUGUCGUGACCAUGGAAAUGAACGGCGCUGAAGUCAGAUUUGUUGGUGGAGGUUCACAGAGCAGCUGCACCCUAACUGUGAAGGCUCCUUUUGUUAGGUUCAUCAACAAGUCAGAUCAUGCAGAGGUCGUGACCUGCAGUGCCCAGGACACUGCUCAGCUGGCUGCUGAGGUGUCAGAUUAUGACGCACAGGUGACCUGGUUGAAAAAUGGGAGGGAGCUGAAAAUGGGCAAGAAGUAUGAAUAUGUGCUACAAGAUCGCAAGAGGAUCCUGAUGGUACACAAUGUUACGGAGGAAGAUGUGGGCAUUUAUGAGUGUGCUUUGGCUGAUGAUAGGAUGUCCAUACAGCUUGCCCUUAAAGAUGAACCUGCCAAAUUUAUAAAUAAAGCCAGAGGUCCCAUGGGAUUAUCAUCGUCUCUUAAAGGAGACCUUGAGCUGAGCUGUGAGGUGUCUCUAGCGAGCGCUGUCGUUGUGUGGAAAAAGGAUAAAGUAGAGAUUAAUGAGGACCAAAGAACUGCUAUUAUCUCCAAAGGGACUCAAAGGAAGCUCGUCAUUAAGGGUGCCAAGAAAAGUGAUGAAGGAUAUUAUUCCUGCGAGACAGCAGGUGAUAAAGUCACAUUCCAUGUCAAGAUAAAAGAAACCCAAGCAGUGGCUGCAUUCUCCAACAAAGAGUCAGUUCAGAAGGAGGUCAAAGCCAUUCUUUCCCAGAAAGCAAGUCUUAGCUGUGAUGUGACUGACAGCAAGACAGAGGUGAAAUGGUACAGGGAAGGCAAGUUGUUGGAGUCGAGUAGGAGGAUUUACUCAGAGGUAAAGGGCGGUACUCGUCAGCUGGUGAUUGAAAAGGUGGAGAAGAGUGAUGCUGGUGAAUACACCUGUGAGGCUGGAGGAGAUAAGCUGACCUUCAAAAUCAUCAUUUCCGAGGCUGAGUCAGUCUUCUGCAACAAGGAGUUGGUUCAGAGGGAAGUGAAAGCUACUCUCUCCCAGAAAGCUGUCUUGAGCUGUGAGGUAGCUGACACCAAGAUUGAGGCAAAGUGGUACAAGGAUAACAAGCUCCUGACAUCCAGCAAAACAAUCCACGCUGAAUCAAAAGGCAAGAGUCGUCAGCUGGUGAUUGACAGUGUGGAGAGGAAAGACGCUGGAGACUACAUCUGCGAGGCUGGAUCUGAGAAGCUGGUUUUUAAAAUCCAAGUAGCAGACGCACACAUCCAGUCUGCCUUCUUCAAAAAGGAGUCUGUUCAAAAGGAGGUCAAAGCCUCACUAUCGCAGAAAGCUACUCUGAGCUGCGAGGUGGCUGAUGUCAAAACAGGCGUGAAAUGGUACAAGGAUGGCAAGCUUCUGACAUCCAGUAAAACAAUCCACGCUGAAUCUAAGGGCAAGAGCCGCCAGCUGGUGAUAGAGAGUGUUGAGAGGAAAGACGCCGGGGAAUACAUGUGUGAGGCUGGGUCUGAGAAGCUGACCUUUAAGUUACAYGUUGAAGAGAUCCAACUCAAGUCAGCUUUUCACAACAAAGAGUCUGUCCAAAAAGACAUUAAAGCCCAUAUGAGUCAGAAAGCCAUCCUGACCUGUGAGGUUGCUGAUUCCAAGACAGAGGUGAAAUGGUACAAGGAUGGCAAACUGGUGACAUCAAGCAAGGCAAUGCGUAUGGAGUCAAAGGGCAAGAGCCGCCAGCUGCUGAUAGAGAGUGUUGAGAGGAAAGAUGCUGGGGAGUACACUUGUGAGGCUGGAUCUGAGAAGCUGGCUUUUAGGUUAAAGGUGGAAGAACCUCCCUCUGGACUCUCUAACACAGAGUCAGUCCAGAAAGAAGGGAAACCUUCUAUCUCUCAGAAAGCCACUCUGAGUUCUGAGGUUUUUGAUUCCAAAACUGAGGUGACAUCGUACAAAGAUGGGAAACCUCUGACUUCCAGCAAAGCAGCCCAAGCCGAGUCAAUUAGCAAGACUCGUGAAGUGGUGGUAGAGAAAACGGAGAAAAAGGGGGCUGCAGAAGUUGGAAGUGAGAAAACGGCCUUAAAACAGCAGUCGACAGAUGUAGCCGUCAAGUUCAAGAAGAAGUCUGUCAAUGAGGCAUUUAUUGUUGAAGAAAGUGAAAACAUUGUUUUAGCCGCUGAGCUGACCACAGAGAGUGUGAAUGUCAAGUGGUUGAGAAAUGGCUUGGAGCUGAAGGAGAGCAGCAAGUAUGAAAUGAAAAAAGAUGGUUUUUCUCAUACUCUGACUGUGAAAUCUGCAGAGACCAAAGACAGUGGAACAUAUUCCUGUCAAACACCUGAUGACAAAAUGGAGUUCAAAGUUCAAGUUAAAGAAUCAGCUUUGAAGUUUGUUGUUCCUUUGAAAUCUGCCUCCGUGGAGCUGGGAGGCAUACUUUCCCUGAUUUGUGAGCUAAAUCAGGCCUCAGGAGAUGUCGUCUGGCAACAUGACGGCUGUGAGAUUAAACCUGGAAGCAGGCACUGUGUCAAAGCAGAUGGUGCUAAGCGUGUUCUUACCGUAACGGGCGUGACGAAGGAAGAUGAAGGAAACUACAGCUGUGUGUGCAAAAAUGACAAGACUUCUGCUAAAGUAACCUCAAAAGCACCAAGACUCGUACGGUUGACCACCAAACUAAACAAUGUAGCUGCAACUGAAGGCAAAGACGCCAUUUUCAAGUGUGCCGUCACCCCAGCAGAUGUCAGUGUAAAGUGGUUCCACAACAGUAUCCCCAUCACUGCUGGACCCAAGUACAAAACUGAGCAUGGCGGUGGAAGUUUCUCACUUACCRUCACCUCCGUCACACAGAAAGAUGCAGGAGAGAUAAGUGUGGAUGCAGAAGGCAAAAGCUGCAAGGCUACUCUGCAGGUUCAACGUGAACCAGUGAUGUUUAAGAAAAAGUUGGAAAACCUGACCGUUGAGGAGGACAGUGAGGUGAAAUUGGAAGUGGAGCUUAGUAAAGCUUCGAGUGAUGUCAAAUGGAUGAAAAAUGGAGUAGUGCUGCAGCCUGCAGGAAACAUAGAGAUACGAGUCAACGGAAUAAAGCAGUCUCUGAUCUUCAAGAGAGUAGUUUAUACUGAUCGUGGUAUAUACACAUGCGAGACUCUGGAAGACAAAACACAGGCCAAGCUCACUGUUGAGAUGAAAAAGGUUCACCUCAUGAAAGGACUAACAGAAACCAAAGCAUAUGAAACAGAAACAGUAACCUUCGAGGUAGAGCUCAGCCAGGCGGAUGUUGAAGGCUCGUGGAACAGAGACGGUGCCAAGUUAAAGUCUGGGUCCAACUGUCGCGUCACAACCCUGGGAAAGAAGCACAACCUGACUCUGUCCAAUCUCAAGAAGGAAGAUGCUGGAUUGAUUUCCUUCCAAGCAGAGGGAGUUCAUACAUCAGCCAAACUGAUUGUAGCAGAACCUCGGGCUAUGAUCUCCAAACCCAUGAUGGACGUCAAUGUUCCUGAGAAGGAGAAGGUUAUUUUUGAAUGUGAAGUGUCCAGAACCAAUGCAGAAGUGAAAUGGUUCAAGGGUGAAGUUGAGCUAAAGCCAGGGAAGAACUUUGGUAUUCAUUCUUUGGGCCGUAAGCGGACUUUAGUUAUCCACAAGUGCACACCUGAAGAUGGAGGCACCUACAUCUGUCGCACCACUGAUGACAACACCUCUGCUAAGCUCAUUGUUCAAGCCAGAGAUGUCAAGAUUGUUAAGAAGCUGGAGGAUAUUGAGGUGACGGAGAAGGAGAGUGCUUCAUUUGUUUGUGAAAUCUCACAUGAUGACGUGGAUUGUCACUGGUACAAAGCAGGUACCAAACUUAAAGUUAGUGACAACAUCAAGAUGAGGCAGGAGGGCAAAACAUUUGUACUGUUGUUUAAGUCCGUAACUCCUGAAGAUGCRGGUGAGAUUAAAUUUACAGCUGAGAAAGCUUCUUCAACAGCAAAACUCAAAGUUAAAGAGCUGCCUGUCCAGUUUGUGAAGAAACUCAGGGAUAAGAUCGCAAUGUAUAAGCACCGUGUUCAUCUUGAAUGCCAAGUUUCACGAGCCAGUGCAAAGGUGAAGUGGUUCAAAAACAAGACGGAAAUCAAACCGAGCAAAAAGUACGAGAUUAAAAGCGAAGACGUGUACCGAAAGCUCACCAUCAACGAUGUGGACUGUGGAGAUGAAGAYACGUAUACCUGCGACGCUACUGAUGACAAGACUUCAUGCAAACUGCUUGUGGAAGAGCAGUCCAUAAAUAUUGUGCGGGAACUCAGCUCUGUGGAGGUGACAGAACCCUUUGCAGCUGUGUUUGAAGUUGAAAUUAGCAUGGAACUGGUGAGACCCCCUGUAUGGACUCUGAAUGGAGUUGCUGUGCAAGAGGGUACUGAUGUUGAGAUGGAGAAAGAAGGCACUCUGCAUCGUCUCACUUUCAAAAAGACCAAAGCAUCGAUGACAGGACCUGUGCAGUUUACUGCUGGGAAGAGCAAAUCUUUAGCUCAGCUCACUGUUAAAGAGCGCCCACUUGAGAUUGCAGAGCCCAUUAAAGACGUGAAAGCAAAGGAGAAGAGUGCUGCAAUACUCUCUUGCAAAUUUUCUGCAGCACCCAAAGAGGUUAAUUGGUUCAAAGGUCAGGCACGUCUGACAGCGUCAGAUAAGUACAACAUAAAGCAAGAUGCCACAAGGGCCCAAAUUACGAUUCAAAGAUUGACCGAAGAAGAUAGUGGAGAAUAUCGCUGUCAGUCAGGACCAGCUGAGACUAAAGGCACUCUUACUGUUGAAGUCCGUGAAAUUAAGAUCACCAAGCAUCUAGUCGACACCGAAGUUGAUGAAGACAGCGAUGCAGUCUUCACAUGUGAGAUCAACUACGCAGAUGAAGAAGCACAGUGGCUUCUGAAUGACAAGGUGCUCUUCAGUAACGAAGUCAACACCAUCACACAUGAAGGAAAGGUCCACAAGCUCACACUAAAAAAUUUAGCUCCCCAAGAUGGCGGAACCAUCGUGUUUCAAGUCCGCAAAGUGAAAGAGUCUGCCACGCUCAAGGUUAAAGAGAAACGUGCAGUGUUCCUCAAGUCACUUGAUGAUGUCAUCGGCGAGGAGAAGGGCUUGAUAACUUUGGCGUGUGAGGCAUCCAAGCCAAGGGUGUCUCCAGUUUGGAGAAAAGAUGGUAAAAUCUUAAAAGCAGGAACAAAAUAUGAGCUCCUUCAUUCAGGCAAGUCUUUAGGACUGAUCAUCAAGGACGUCACCAAAGAGGAUGCUGGAGAGUACAGCUGUGAUCUCGGCACAGAGGUUUCAAAGUCAAAGGUCACUGUAAGAGAAAUUGGUGUUGCUAUUACAAAGUGGCUGAAAUCAGCUGAAGUGAAUGAAGGAGACACGUGCAGCUUUGAGUGCAUUCUGUCUCGUGAGAGCACAGAUGAGUGCUCGUGGACCGUUAACGGGCAAACUGUUAGAAACGGAGGCCGCAYUAAGAUCACAAGUCAAGGACGCAAGUACAUGCUGACAAUAAAGGAUGUCACCACAGCUGAUGCUGGUGAGGUGGUCUUUAGCAUCAAAGAGCUGUGCUCCAAAGCCACAUUAAAAGUUGAAGGAAAAGCUUCAUCUUUAUCCAAAGGACUUCAAAAUAUUUCUGUAGUUCAAGGCGAAGAUGCUGUUUUCACCUGUGAGGUGACACAGUCUAGUUCUAAAGUCAAGUGGGCCAAGGAUGGCAAAUCCAUCAAGAAAAGCCAGAAGUAUGAGAUCAGCCAGCAAGAGAAGAUCAUGAAGCUGAACAUUCAUAGCGUAUCUGCUGAAGACUCUGGAGAGUACAGUUGUGAAGUUAUUGGAGGUGCAACUACUAAAGCUAGGCUAGAAAUAAAAGAACCAAUCCACAAAUUUAGCAGAGUGCUUGAGGAUGUUCAAGCAGACGAGAAGAGCUCUGUGACCUUACAGUGUGAAACAGCCCAAACGCCAUCCACAGUGGCGUGGCUGAAAGGCCACACAGAGCUCAAGGCUGGAGGUCGAUAUGAGAUAUCCCAGAAGGAGAGGGUCCUAACUCUGACCAUCAAACACCUUGAGGAGAAAGAUACAGAUAUCUACACAUGUGAUGUGGGUACUGCCAAAAGUGUAGCAAAGGUGACCAUUAAAGUCCUGCCAGCCAGUUUCAGUGAGAAGCUCAAAAACCAGAGCAGGAAUGAAGGGGACACAGUGACACUUUGCUGUGAGGUAUCAAGACCAGCUGAAGUCCAGUGGAUGAAAGGCUUUGAGAUCCUCAAACCGGGAGACAAAUAUGAUAUGAAGCAGAAAGGCACAUCUUGUACACUUCAAAUUUUAAAUCUGAAGGUUGAAGAUGGUGGAGAGUAUUCUUGUACAUGUGGGGACCAGAAAACAUCUGCUACCUUGAAAGUGAAUGCGUUGCCACCRACCUUUGCACAAAAGUUGAAGAACCAGGAGGCUGAAGAGGGAGCCAGUAUUGUACUGAGCUGUGAGCUCUCCAAACCUGGGGUCCAAGUGGAGUGGAAGAAAGGAACCCGGAUCCUGGAGUCCAGUGAGAAGUACCAGCUGAGCUGUGAGCUCUCCAAACCUGGGGUCCAAGUGGAGUGGAAGAAAGGAACCCGGAUCUUGAAGUCCAGUGAGAAGUACCAGAUGAAGCAGAAGGCUUCUAUGAAUGAACUCCAUAUUACCAAAGUGGUUCCAGAAGACAGUGGAGACUACAGCUGUGUGUGUGGAGACCAGAAGACCACUGCCAGUCUAAACAUAAAGGUUCUGAAGCCGUCCAUUCCUACUUCAGCUGCUAAACCAGAAACCAAGAUGCAGGAGACCAAAGAAAAAACAGGAGUUACAAUGGGUGACUUUUCUUCUGUAGCUGCUAAAACCUCUCAGAAGAGGCAGGAGAUAUGUGAGACAGUAGAAGCUGUGACAAUGCCGGCUACAGGAGAGGCACCUAAAGAGCAGCUUCUCAAACAGGAGGUUCAGAGAGGUUCAAGAGAGCUUGAAAUGGGACGUGAAGCUGAGAAGACUUUUGCUGAAACAGCUGUCAGGGAAGAUGCUCAAAGCCAGAGGACCAAAGAUCAAGGACAAGUUGUUCCGGUCGCAUGCACUCGAGACCUGGUCGGCCAAGUUUGUGAGGAGGGAGGUAGUGUCACUUUUCUCUGUGAGCUUUCUAAGCCCGGACUUCCUGUACAGUGGAAGAAGGAAAAUGAAAUCCUGAGUUGUGGAGAAAAGUACCACAUGAAGCGAACUGGACUGCGUUAUGAGCUGCAGAUCCUCCAUUUGACUCCUGGAGACACAGGAAGAUAUUCAUGCUGUUCAGAGGAUAGUUCACUAAGCUCAGCAUCUCUUGUAGUAAACGCUCUCCCAGUUUUUUUCACGAGAGAGCUGGAAGGCCGGACGGCAGAAGAAGGAAGCAGUGUCACGUUACACUGCGAGCUUUCGAAACCUUGUGUUCCUGUGGAGUGGAGGAAAGGAGAGCUUGGCCUUUGUCCUUGUGCCAAAUAUGAAAUUAGACAGACAGGACACAUGGCUACCCUAGUAAUCCACGAUGUUGACCCUGAGGAUUCUGGAAGUUACAUGUGUGACACUGGUGAACAUCAAAGCACUGCGCAAGUUGCUGUGAAGGCCAAACCUGUUCAUUUCAAAACCAAGCUACAAAACCUGGAAAGGCAGGCAGGAGAAACGGCUUGUCUUCGCUGUGAGAUCUCAAAACCUGGCGCCGGUGUGGUUUGGAGGUGUGGCAACAAGGUGCUCACAACUAGUAGCAAAUAUCAUCUGAAACAGGAAGGAACGCUGGUCGAGCUUUUCAUCUAUAAACUGCAGAAAAGUGAUGCAGGAGAAUACUCUUGUGAUACGGGCUACCAGAAGACCUCAUCUGUCCUCUCUGUGAAGGCUUCUGAGGUCAGCAUACUGAAGUUCUUGGAGAGUUGCGUGGCAAGCGAGGGCGAAGACGUCCGCUUCGAGUGUCAGCUUUCCCACGAGGAGACGCAGGUCCAGUGGAAACUCCAGGAUGUCCCGCUGCAGAAUAAUGAAAUGAACCUGAUCAGAACUGAGGGGCGGGCGCACAACCUCACACUUCGAGGUGUCACGGCAGCUGACUCUGGAACCAUCACUUUCACUGUUGGAAACCACACGUCCACUGCUUCUCUGACUGUCCGAGCGGCACCAAUAACCUUCAAGAAGGAGCUGGAGAGUCAAGAAGCCAGAGCAGGAGGCGAGGCCACGCUGUCCUGUGACACGUCCAGCCCUGACAGCAAGGUGACCUGGUGGAAGGGCUCAACUGUACUCUCUCAGGGCGAGAAGUACACCAUGCAGCAGAAAGCUACCGCUCACAGUCUUGUUAUACACAAGCUAAGCAUGGAAGAUAGUGGUGAAUAUACCUGYGAUACGGGAGACAGAAAAAGCACUGCUACCCUGACUGUUAAAGAGCGUGUGCGCAUCGUCCGAGAGCUCAGCGACRUCACCGUGACCUCCGGCCAGGACGCCGUCUUCGAGGUUGAGCUGUCACACACGGGAGUCAGUAAUGUGGAGUGGUGGCUCAGCGACAACCUCCUUCAAAAUAAUGAUCUGAACCAAAUGAGUAGCCAAGGCAGAGUGCACCGACUGGUUCUGAAGAUGGUAACCGCAGACGAUUCGGGUGAUGUCGCCUUUGUCGUGGGAGAGGAGAAGAGUGUGUCUUUUCUUCUGGUAGAGGAGAAACCAAAAGUGCUGAUUUUAGAGAAGCCACACGACACUGUGGCAAUAGAAGGGGAAAUGGUCACUCUUGCCUGCUGCAUCUCGGACCCAAACGCUACAGUCAACUGGAUUAGGAACAAAGUGGCCAUCCGAGCAGGUCUCAAGUAUGACCUGAAGAAGAACGGAGCGUUCCAUCAGCUUUGUAUCCACAACCUGGUAACUGAGGACGCAGGAACAUACACCUGUGACACUGGAGAUGYACAGUGUGACGUCACACUGACUGUGCAAGGUGCUCCAGUGUUCUUCCGGAAAGAGCUCAAGAACCAGGACACUAUAGAGGGUGACGAUAUCACCCUGCACUGUGAGUUGUCUAAGCCAGGUGUUCGCGUCGAGUGGCGAAAAGGGGGCGUUGUCCUCCAGCCGGGUAACAAGUAUGAGAUGAAACAGGAAGGGCGCGUUCGAGAGCUCUGUAUACAUAACCUGGAGCCUGAGGACAGUGGCUACUACACCUGUGAUGCAGGAGACCAGCUCACUACAGCUUCUUUGGCAGUGCAAGUGAAAGAGGUCCUCAUUGUUUCUGGUCUUAAGAGCACUGACGUCUUUGUUGGGGAGUGGGCAACUUUCUCCUGUCAGCUGUCCGGUAGGGCACCAUGCAGGGUGCAGUGGUGGCUGGAUGGCACCUUGUUGGAGAACUGCCCCUCUGUAGAGAUAGGGCAGGAGCAAGGUUACAUUCACACGCUCACCUUUAAGAACCUCGCAACAGAUGACUCUGGCACUGUCACCUUCAAAGCAGGCAGUUUAUCCUCAACGGCCAAGCUCUUAGUCAAAGACCCCACAGUUGAAGUGGUGAACAAUAUGGAGGACCUUUGGGUGGUUGAAAACCAACCUGCUGAGUUCAUCUGCCAGUUCUCGAGGCCAGUCAAGGCUCAGUGGAGGAAAGACGGGCAACCUUUGAGGCCUGAUGGUCGAAGGGUGGUAGUGGAGCAGGACUGGAGUGUGGCUCGCUUGUACAUUAACCGCGUGUCCACUGAGGACAUGGCAACAUACUCCUGUGAGGCAGAGGGCACCUGUGUGGUUGCUUCACUUUAUGUGGAAGUCAAACCCAUUCACAUUGUUCAAGGCCUGGAGGAUGUGGAAGCUCUUGCUGGAGGUGAAGCACUUUUUGAGUGCGCCCUGUCUCGCCCUGAAAUCAAAUGUUGCUGCUGGCUUUUAGAUGGAAAACCAGUGAAAGAAUCCUCUAAGGUUGAGGUUGUGUCAUUUGAAAGUGGCCGUCGCCAUUUGCUCCUCUUGAAAGAGCUGUGUGUAGAGGACAGCUGCACUGUGACCUUUAAAGCUGGUACCGCGUCCACCACUGCCCAACUCACCGUCAAAGAAAUAAAGCUAGAGAUCGUGAAGGAUUUGGAGGACAAAGUGAUCGCAGUGGGAGAGGAUGCUGAGCUCUGUGUUAAGCUGAAUGAGCCUGUCCCUGCAUCAAAAGUGCUCUGGCGUGCUAACGGAGUUGAUAUAGAGCCUAGUGACCACUGGGCCAUGAGGGCUGAUGGCAGCUCUUAUUACCUCGUCUUGAGACGGGCUCCUCUCAUGCCUCGGCAGGAAAUUACCUUCACCGCUAAAAACGCUUUUGCUUGGGCYUUCAUUACAAUUAUCACUGUACCCGAUCCUCCGGAGGAGCCAGAAGUCCUCAGCAAGACUACAGAAUCAGUCACUCUGUCUUGGUUCACCCCGCUUCAUGAYGGAGGGAGUCCCAUUCUGGGCUACAGAGUGGAGAUGCGACUUGUAGAUAGUGCCCUCUGGCUUCCAUGUCAUUCCGAGCCUGUUUGCAAUACAGAGUUUGUGGCAGAAAAUCUUACCCCAGGGAGUGGCUACAGGUUUAGAGUGGCCGCCAUCAACAGAGCAGGGACCGGAGAACCCGUUGAGCUUCCUCUGACCAUACAGCUUGAUGCAAAACCAGCAGAAGUACUGGGACAGCCUAGUCUGCCCCCUGAAGCUGCUGAAGAAGCGGAUCUUCACGAGUUGUGGGAAGCGUCGACCAAAAAACGGCGCAUGAGUCGAGAGCCCACUCUGGACUCCAUCACCGAACACCCGGAGGACGAUGGUAAAGGUGUUCAAAAGAAAAAAGGACAGGGCGAGGUUUUAUUAUCGGAGAAAGAUGUCCAAUCAGCUGAGAAAGACCAAGUCAAACCGGCUGAGAAGGAUCAGCUCAUUGUGUCCAAGAAGCAGGCAGAAUCCAUCCAGUCUGUCAGCUCAGAGGAAGCAAGUGUUUCUGCAGGCUCAAGCAUUGUAUCUUACCUGAAAAAGAGUAGCACAGCCGCCGUCACAGCAACCACUGAAGCAAAGACUUUAACCACUGAGAGGUUUUUUGCACAUUUUCAAACGGAAGAGAAGAAAACAGUGCAGCAGACUGGAGCCAAAACGACUGUAGUUCAGCAAAAAGCUGAAAAACAGGCAUCUGCACAGGAGACCAGCACCRUGGAGAUCACAAAAGAGGAUGAGCCUGACCUUACUGAUGCUGCUAUUAAGAUCCAAGCUGCCUUCAAGGGCUACAAGGCUCGCAAAGACAUGCGUCCUGCCUUUAAAGACGUCUUCAAAGAGCAGACCAAAGAACCAAAUGACACCAUACAUCUGGAAUGUGUGACAGAAGGUAAGCCUGAUAAGGUGCGCUGGUUGAAAGAUGGAGAACCCCUGCUUGAUGGCAAGCAUUAUCAUAUUGAUAUCUACAAUGACGGCACCUGCUCUCUGGUCAUUACUGCCAUAACCACCAAAGACACUGGGGUUUACACUUGUGAGGUCACAAACAAGUUUGGAGUUGCUUCCCAUAGUGCUAAGGUGACAGUAGGAACAGUAAGAGACUCGUCAGAGCGAAGACCCCUGACAGUGGGUUACAGUGCAGACAGUGAGCCGGAGAGCUCCUCUGGUAGUGAGAUGGAUGAGUCACUGAGGCAGGCAAGCAAACGCCUCAGGCGUCUAUUGCGCACACGGCUCCCACCUGAUGUAGAGGAAGAGCAGUUCCUCAGUGCAGAUGAAGGCGACUUGCGUCCCCCAGAUCCUCAUUCCUACCGUGAGGAUGAAAAUUACAUUUACAUUCGCUUUGACUCCCAGUCGGAGGCUGAGGUGGCCUCUAAGAGAUUCCAGGAGAUGUUUACAAUCCACGGAGUGCCUGUGGAGACUGCCAUCAUACCAGCAGGGCCUCCUAAAGUGGAGUUGAAAAUUAGAAAGAUGGGUUACAUCCAGGAUGGCACACAGACUCCCACUCAAGAUAGACAGCCUCCUGCUUUUAUGACUGGAGCUCCAGCUGCCCCAGUCUUCUUGACAGAGCUCCAAAGUCAGGAUGUUCCAGAYGGUUAUCCUGUUAGCUUUGACUGUGUUGUGAUUGGCAAGCCCCCGCCCACUGUUCGCUGGUAUAAGGAUGGCAAACUACUGGAGGAGAAUGACCACUACAUGAUCAAUGAGGACCAAGAGGGCUGCCACCAGCUCAUCAUCACCUCUGUGCUGCCCACUGACAUGGGCGUCUAUCGCUGCACAGCUGAAAACAGCAGUGGCAUUGCUGCCACCAAAGCUGAACUGCGAGUUGACAUGUCUUGUAGCUCAGAUUAUGACACAGCUGCUGAUGCCACUGAGACUUCCUCUUACGUCAGUGCUAAGGGCUAUGCCUCCAGUAGAGAAACGGAGACAUUUGAGUCUGUUGCUGAGGACGAUCAGCUACCACAGAUUGUAGAUGAACUUCACGAUGUUCACGUCAGCCCAGGUUCACCCAUCGCCAAGCUGCAGCUCAGAGUAAAAGGGUUCCCUAAACCCAGAGUAUACUGGUUCAAAGAUGGUCAACCUCUGCAAGCAUCAAAAAGGAUUUCCUUGUCAACAGAGAGAGAUGUUCAUGCUGUAGAGAUCCUGGAGGUAAAGAAAGAGGAUAUGGGGGAGUACUCUGCCUACAUCAGCAAUGCUGCUGGUUCUUCUUACUCCUCUGCCCAACUGAUAGUACUGAGUCCUGGAGAAAUUAUGCCACAAGUUAAAAAAGACUCCAAGGAGCAUCUGGUGCCGCCACGAUUCCUUGAAAAGUUCUGCAACAGGAAAGUGAAACAAGGAAAAAGCAUCACUCUGUCAGUCAAAGUAGAAGGAUCUCCUGCUCCGACAGUCUCGUGGCUGAAGGAGAAAUCAAUAGAGGAUGUCUUGUGGAUCAAGCCUGAUACUAAGGGAUACAAAAUAGCAAGCUCAGGUCGCCAACACAGCCUCAUUCUGAUGGACGUGGACACAGAGUAUGCUGGCAUUUAUACUUGUAUCGCCACAAAUAAAGCAGGGCAAUCCAUUUGCAAUGCUCAGCUCGAGGUGGAUGAAACACCACAACCAAAGAAAGAUACCAUACCCUCAGAGGUUCUUGGAAUUACAGUCAGUCCUCCAGAAGCAGGAGUCCUUAAAGGAAAGGAAGAGGGUAAAAUCCCCUACUUAGGUGAAGUCGGGUCAGAGGAAUUCCUCAUGAAACUCACCUCUCAGAUCACUGAAAUGGUAUCGGCAAAAAUCACUCAAGACAGUUUACAGAAUGAUGAAGUGCUCCAGUGGAUGAAAACUUGGCCCAAAUCUUCCACUUCAUUACGCGUCCCAGGUGGUGACAGUGAUGAAGAGACCAAAACUCCUUCUCCGACACCUCAUCAUGGCCGCUCCCAUCCUCCCUCCCUCAMCGCGGAUUCCUCCUCAGAGUCUGAUGAAGGAGAUGCCAGAGGAGAAAUGUUUGAUAUUUAUGUGGUGUCAGCUGACUACAACCCCACCAUYGCAAGCAAAGAUUCCAUUUCUCUGAAGGAGGGACAGUAUGUUGAGAUUCUGGACUCGGCUCAUCCACUGAAGUGGUUAGUUCAGACCAAACCCACUAAAACCACCCCAUCGCGACAAGGCUGGGUGUCACCUGCGUACCUGGACAAAAAACUCAAACUCUCAGCGGAGACUGGGGAGCUUCCAGAAACAAGUGGGGAGGAGGUGUCAGAGGGAGAGUACAAGAGGAAGUUAUUCCAACUGAUACAGGACUUGAUAAGUGGAGAAUCUGAGUUUGUGAAGGAGGUGGAUUUCUUCACCUCUCACCACCUGAAGCACGCUGAGAGUUCUGACGCCCCUCCGGAUGUCUCCACCCAGAAAGAGACCAUUUUCAGAAAUAUCAAUGAUAUCACAUCCUUCCAUAGCAAGACAUUCCUCCCCAAGCUUUAUGAGUGUGACACAGAUGAUGAUGUGGCCAUGUGUUUCCUGAAAAACAAAGAGGGCUUUGAACAAUACCUUCAGUACCUUGUAGGCCAGAGCCAGGCCGAAUCUGCUGUCAGUGAGAGGACUGUCCAUCGCUUCUUUAAGGAGUACACYGAGAAAGAACAAACAGAAUCAAAAGCUACAGAUCCUCCCGUACGAAGCAUCGACACCUACCUCCAACAACCGCUGGAGAGGAUUCAGAAGUACAAGUCCCUGCUUAAGGAGCUCAUUCGAAACAAGGCAAAAAAUGGUAAGAACUGCUGCCUGCUGGAAGAAGCAUAUGCAAUGGUGUCUGCACUCCCGCAGCGUUCUGAGAAUACCCACCAUGUCUCACUGAUUGAGAACUAUCCUGCUACCCUGGAGGUUCUUGGAGAACCAAUUAGACAGGGGCCCUUCCAAGUGUGGGAGGGCGCUCCUGGAAUUAGAACAUCCUCUAGAGGUCACCACCGCCAUGCUUUCCUCUUCAAGAACUACUGCAUAAUCUGCAAACCCAGAAGAGACAGCAACACAGAUACACAGACUUAUGUUUUUAAGAACAUGAUGAAGCUGAAUAACAUUGAUGUGAAUGAAACAGUGGAAGGUGAUGACCGUGCCUUUGAGAUCUGGCAUGAACGAGAGGACUCUGUGAGAAAAUACACUUUACAGGCUCGAACUGUUACCAUCAAGAACUCGUGGCUGCGAGACCUCAGAGAACUGCAGCAGCGAUACACCAUGGGURUAUGGAGUCCCCCUGAUUUUGAAGAAAUUUUGGCAAACUGCACAGCAGAGCUGGGCCAGACUGUUAAACUGGCCUGCAAGGUCAUAGGAGUGCCAAAACCUGUAGUCACUUGGUACAAGGAUGGCCGCACAGUAGAGGCAGAUCCUCAUCACAUCAUUAUUGAGGACCCUGAUGGCUCUUGCACRCUGAUCUUGGAUAACAUGACUGCAGAUGAUUCUGGCCAGUACAUGUGCUUUGCCACAAGUCCAGCUGGAAAUGCAAGUACUCUAGGAAAAGUCACAGUUCAGGUACCUCCUCGUUUUGUGAACAAAAUGAGGAAUGCCAUCUUUGUUCUUGGUGAAGAUACGCAGUUCACUUGUGUUAUACAAAGUGCUCCUAGCCCCAAAAUAAGGUGGUUUAAGGAGGGCAGGCUGCUGACCGACCAGGGCAAGUAUCAAACCUACAGUGAGCUUCGUAGUGGGGUUCUGGUCCUGGUUAUAAAAAACCUGACAGAGAGAGACCUUGGACACUACGAGUGUGAGCUGUCGAACCGUCUGGGCAGUGCCAAGUGUGCUGCUGAUUUAGUCCUCCCUUCUGCUGUGGCUCGCACUGGUGAGCAGGCCAUCACCAUUGAAGUGACCGAGCAGGAAACUAAAUUACCAAAGAAAACCAUCAUCAUUGAGGAAACGAUUACCACUGUGGUGAAGAACCCACGUUUGAGGAGACACAGAUCCCCUGGCUUGGCUAUCGUUGGCGCCCACCGCUCUGAGACUUCCACCCCUGAGCUCCUUUCAGCCAGGCCAAGAAGGAUGCCCACUCCAAGAAAAACAACCAUCCCAACCCUUUAUGUUACUGAGCCCGAGGGCGCUGAUGCCAGGGCAGUGGAGAGCAAGCCCAGGUGGGUUGAGGUAGAGGAGGUCAUUGAGUACAAGGUCAAUAAGUCUCCCAGGCUGUCGAGGAGAAGAGGUGUCUCACCUGCAGGGUCUGACCGUGUUGCCACCCCCUCAAGACCCAAGAGGUCUACAAUGGAAAACCCAAAUGUUAACAAUUCCAACAACAAGCUAGUGGAGCAAACCCAGACACAUUGUGAGGGGGGGAUCAGCAGCCAGCCCCUCUCUUGGGACGAAGAUAAUAUUGUCCCUGGCUCUGCCUCUGGAGAGCCAUGUGAACUUUCUUCUGUCCUUACGCCUGCUGGAGAAGACAUCGAUGACCAGGACGACGAACAAACUGUCAUCUUUGAACCUGAUGAUGAAGAUAAUGAAUAUAAUCCGUUAACAACCCAAGAGCCUGUGAAGCUGAAACAAGGAGAUUGUAUUUUGAACCUUGAAGACUUGGAGGAUUACAUCCCAGAGGAAGGAGAAACCUACGGCUCCUCUGACGCCCACUGUGUUUCAGAGGAAAAACCCUGUGAGAUCUCUGUUCUCCAGAGAGAGAUCGGUGGUUCCCAAGUAGGACAACCAGUUCUUCUCAAUGUGGGGCGGCCCRACAUCGUGCCAAGGCAGAGGAGCAGCUUCUUCGGUCGCUUCAGGGAGCAUCUCUCCAACAGCGUUUUCUCAUCCGCCUUCCCACAAGCUGCUGAGGCUCGGCCCAGGGCGGAGAGGCAAGUUCCAAUCCGAGUGAGCCACGCCAAGGUGGAGGUGAAGCCUUCAUACUGCUCCGAGGUGCAGAGAGACAAGAGCAGGCAGCAGAGCUUUAAAACCAAAGUCUCUACUCAGACUUACGGUUAYGCAUCAGUUGGCAAUCCCGUCACUCUACAAAUUAAAGAAGACCUUUGUGAAAACCUGUAAGCAAGUUUCAUUUGGUACCACCAGUUCUUAGUCUUAAAUAGAUACAUUGCUACUGACAUGAUUUAAAUACCUGCUGCGUUUGACAAAACCAUUCCAUUGUGAAGCAGCCAAUCAAAAACUAGUUUGAUUCUCAAAGCUAAUUUAGUGAUUAACGGUUGGAGUCAUGCUUUCUUUAGGCAAGUGGAAAACUGUAUGAAUAUUUUUUCCUAUGUAAGCAGGUUUAAGUCUCGAUCAGUUGAACUGCUUCUCAACAUGCAGUGUGAACCAUGUGAGAAAUUUGCCAAAUAAAUCCGUUUGACGUUUUUGUCACGUAGAUCUUUACUAAAUCACGGUUUUACCAAUUUKAACAGAUCCAGGUCAUAUCCUUAGGAGAAACUUUUGACUUUAUUCACAACAAGCUGUUAUUUAGUGCAUUUCUGUAUCGUGUUUUCGGAGUUUUGAUUUUGUACUUUUCAGAAAUGUUGCGUUUUACAGUGCCUUGGAUUUCCUGGAACAAGAAAUAAUUGCAGUUAUUUAACAUGUCGACUUUACAUUUGACUUUAAUGCUUGCUGUUAAAAAUCAAGAUUAUAGAAUAAGGUUUUGUUGGUUUGAAUGAUUCCUUUGCCAGCAGUUAUACAAAUAUUACACUUGUUCAAUCAGAUAUAGGUAGACUGCAACCCGUUUUACAAAAAAAACUGUAAAAACAUGCAAACUCACAGGGAUGUGUUGGUGACAUAUUUAAAGUGCCUGCAUGUAUGAGCUUUUUCAGAUGUCUAUUUAGCGCAACUAGAAAUAUCCAGUUGUGUUUAAGUGGAAAUGUGUGCAAAGCACUGAAGCUCGCAGGAUCUAUGACUUUAGUGUGACGAAAAAGUGGGUGGUUUAAUGUCCUCCGUAAAAAAAUGUGUGGAGUUUUUGUUCUUGAAAGAUGCCUUUACAAGGAAUAUGUUGUGAAUUAUUAAAAGCGCUAAGAAUGUAAUAGCUUGUACUGUACAUGUGUAGUUUUGGACAAAACAAGGUUGAAUACAAAGUGUUGAUUUAAAUAAAUGUACAGCAACAAAUUCAACCUAACUUGUUUUUUUUUCUUCUAUAUUUUACCCUACAACACAUGCAGAGCAAUUUGAUGCUUUACCUUUUUAUUGUUUCAACGUGUAACACAAUUAGACAUGAAAUAAAUUUGAGAUAGGACUACACACAGUUCAUUUAUGCUGCAUUAAACCAACUCAAGAUAUAAAUAGCAAUGUCAGAAACAAAACUUUCAGCCCAGAGGAAUGGAUGUUACAAGGUGCUUAAAUGCAAUGGUGCUGAAAAUUUGUAAUGCAAAAUGUACAAAUACAUUAUACUUUAAGUAAAACUACAUGUUUUCUAUUUACGCAAUAUACAAAAUACAAAAUGUUAAUAUUUGUCAGCUAUUUGAGUAGAGUUUGCGUCUUCUCCCUGUGCAUUUGUGGGUUUUCUCCAGAUGUUUCUUUGUGGCCCUGUGACGAACUUCCAACCUGUCCACGCUGUACUCCGUCUCUCACACAGUAACUGUGAGAAAUAGGCACCAGCUCUCAAAUGACCCAGAAAGGAGAAGCGGGUAGA
Molecule: messenger RNA, 20139 nt
Organism: Austrofundulus limnaeus
Lineage: Eukaryota; Metazoa; Chordata; Actinopteri; Cyprinodontiformes; Rivulidae
Gene: obscnb
Product: obscurin, cytoskeletal calmodulin and titin-interacting RhoGEF b
Molecular function (GO): guanyl-nucleotide exchange factor activity; protein binding
Source: RefSeq, a predicted model, not a curated record